This is a messenger RNA of Penicillium argentinense, 306 nucleotides long. RefSeq lists its product as uncharacterized. The transcript is spliced from 2 exons. The record is from RefSeq and is a predicted model, not a curated record. Bases 1 to 306 code for a protein of 101 amino acids. NCBI's taxonomy places the organism in Eukaryota, Fungi, Ascomycota, Eurotiomycetes, Eurotiales, Aspergillaceae.
AUGCAGCCUGAAUCAAAUUUUAUGAAAGCCUCUCCGCAGAAUAUCAAGGAGAACCCGAAAGCCAAUUUUUGGCUUGCAGUUGGAGGAAUCCUGCUUUUGUGGACGUUUUACAAAGUCGAAAUAUACCCUAGCUUCAUCAGCCCAUUGCGCCACCUUCCUGGUCCAAAGGCUAUCCAUUUAUUGGAUAUGGGCUCAUCCCGCUUUAAAACGCCCAUGGGACCAGACUUCCUUGAAUUCAUGGAUAAAGUCCCUAACGACGGCCUCAUCCACACAGGGAAUUCUCCAACGGGAGUAACAUACUCCUAA